GGCGGCCUCCCCCGCCGCGCCGUGCAGCUGGGCCAGUGACGCUGGCGCCGCCGCCGCCGCUCUUGCUGCUGUCGCUGCGUUCCAUUCCCCCGAGCCGGCGACCGCCUCGUCCCGCAGCGCCGGCCAGACCAGGGCACGCGGGGCCUCGCCUUGGACGCCAGCGGGCCGCGGCAGCGGACCGUCCCCUCCCGGAGCUCGCCGGCCCGAAGCCCGGGUGAAUCUACCCCUGGCUGACUUCAGAAUUCUUACUACCGGGUUUUUAGAUUUUUUUUUUUUCUUUUUAAAAUAACCUGGACGGAUAAAAGAUGUGCCAUGGCAGGAUAGCACCAAAGAGCACCUCAACGUCUGCAGUGUCUUGUAUGGGAUAUGGAUUGUUCUUCCCACUGGCGAUCCUCAGCACCCUCCUUGGAGCUGGACACGCGUCAGUGUGUUCCCUGCCCCCGGAGCCGGAGAAUGGCGGGUACAUCUGCCACCCCCGGCCGUGCCGAGACCCCCUGAACUCAGGCAGCGUCAUCGAGUACCUGUGUGCCGAAGGCUACAUGUUGAAGGGCGACUACAAGUACCUGACCUGUAAGAAUGGUGAAUGGAAACCGGCCAUGGAGAUCAGCUGCCGACUCAAUGAGGCCAAAGAUGCACAUACGUCUCUCGGGGUCCCCACACUGUCCAUCGUGGCUUCCACCGCCAGCUCCGUGGCGCUCAUUCUCCUGCUCGUGGUGCUCUUCGUGCUGCUGCAGCCCAAGCUGAAGUCCUUUCAUCACAGCAGGCGUGACCAGGGAGUGUCCGGAGACCAGGUCUCAAUCAUGGUGGACGGAGUCCAGGUCGCACUGCCAUCCUACGAGGAAGCCGUGUACGGCAGCUCGGGCCACUGCGUGCCGCCUGCUGACCCCCGCGUGCAGAUCGUGCUGUCGGAAGGGUCUGGGCCCAGCGGGAGGCAUGUGCCCAGGGAGCAGCCCCCGCAGGAGCCGGGGGCCUGUUCCUCGGCGGGCGGCGAGGAGGAGGCCCCGGGCCAGUCCGGACUCUGUGAAGCCUGGGGCUCGCGGGGCUCAGAGACUGUGAUGGUGCACCAGGCGGCCACCUCUUCCUGGGUGGCCGGCUCAGGGAACAGCCGACCGGCACACAAAGAAGUCCCAGAUUCAGAGAAUAGCGACAUACAAAGCCUUUUAUCCCUCACGUCAGAGGACUACACAGAUGACAUCCCGCUGUUGAAAGAAGCAUGAGGGCGGUGGCGGGCCCCUCCGCUCCGCCCCUCCUCCCUCUCCCUGCGGGUUUGAGCGCCCCGUACUCUGGCCACCUUCUCUGGAUACCCGAGCUGCCGCCUCCGUAUCUGUCUAUCUGUGUAUCGCAGAGGGCCUGCAGGCCCACCUCGCUGGAAACUCAAGGAAGAUUCUCGCCAUCUGCCCGCCGGACAGCUGGAGGAGCUGGCUCUCUGCCUGGCCCAGCCUUCCCAUCUGUGUCGGGGAUCUGCUUGAAUGUGCUGGAUUGAAGCCUCCCUCUCCCCGAGCCCUCCGGGUCCCCUCCAGCCAGCUCUCAGCAGCGGCCCCCACCAGCCCGCGCGGGCCUGAGAGCCGCUGUGUUUACUUGUGCCUUUCCCCCCAGCCCCGCCCCAUGUCCCCAUCACGCAGGCUUGUGGCUGCCUCGCCGCCCCCUGCCCCCUCGGUCGGGCCGUGUUCCCUGGAGGUCUGGUGCCUGCCAGGCGACAGGAGGGGGUCCAGGAGUGUCCGGCACCGGGGCUCACGUGCACGGGGCCUGGGGCCCUGCCUCGGCCAAGGGGGGCAUCUGUGACGGGUUCCAUCAGAGCCCGCAGGCACCCGCUCCUGGCUCAGUUCAAUUUCCGAGACAAAUAGAAACUCCUGAGGGAGGGGACAAAAGUGGCCCCGCGGCCGAUGCUGACCACGACUGUCUUCCUCACUUCUUCCAGCCUGGGUUAUUUCCUGCUUCCCUGCACCAUGAGGGGGUCUUUGCGUAAGGCUGCCCGUGGAGCGGGGGAGCUGCUGAGAUGCCACAGAAUGCCUGGGGUGCCCUGGCAGUCAGGGCAGGUGGCUUGGGUGGGGAGGGUGGGGACCCGAGAGGCACACCCCAAGGCCCCAGACAGCUGCAGGCAGCUCCAGCCACCCCACGAGGGCCCCCGCCCCACAGUCUGUGCCUUAGUCCCCGUGCCCAGGAAGCGCCUGCUUGCCCAGCUGCUGCUGCUUCUGCUGCCGCCGCCGCCGCCACCUCUGCUCGUCCCGCCCCGCUGUGCAUGGCGCUGCUGCCAGUCCGUGACUCCUGAGUCUCCCUGCCCACCCCUGAGCGGCAGGCACCCAGGGGGGUGGAGGAGUAGGCUUGGCGCCCCCCAGGCUUCUGCCCCCGCAGAGAGCUCCCCGGGACUGAGGCACAGCCCAGCCAGGAUCUCCCAAGCACGGGGUGUGCUGGAGUGUGGGCCCCCCGGCGAGGGCAGCUUCCCUGCCCCCCAGCUCCUCGCCUCGAAUCUCUCGCACUUUACUCCCCGCCGUCCCAGGCCUCUUGCUGCCGCGCGCGUGGUCUUCCUCUCAGGGUAAGUAGGGCCAGUGCCCCCGGGGGCCCUCACGUGCUGUGCCCAAAGACCAGAGCAGUGUACUUCCACAUGGAUCAGGUCGGUGGGGGCCCCGCCGAGAGGGGGGCCCUGCCCUUGACCUCGGGGAGGCCGUUUUCUGAGACGUCCCUGCAGUCGCUGGCCCCCGGACAUGGGCUCCUGUCCCCCACCACGGAGGCCCUGGUUGGUUUUUCUGAACCGAGAAAGUGGGACAAGCCGGGGAGAAGGCAGUCCAGCGUGUCCCACCGCCGACCCCCUGCGGCUUUCGGCUUCCGAUCGCUCGAUCGAUCUCCCGUGUCCCGGUCCAUUCUAGAGUACUUUUCAUUUGGGAAGCGCCUGCCUUUGUUUCCCUUUACUACUCUGGAUUUUGUUGUUCGUUUGGUUUGGGUUUGAUUUGUUUAUUUUUUUUUUCCCCUUAAGAGAUUGCACUUUUUGCUUUGGGCUCCCUCAGCCACAUAGGCUUGGCCCUGGAAGAAAUAAAUAUUAAAAAAAAAAGAUCUUCCUUCAGAAGCCAUCCCUCCUUCCCACCAGUUCCCUGCCCCCUGGGGCACAGGCCCAGUCUCGCCUGCUUGGUAGGAAGGGAAGAGUGGCAGAGCCUCUGCACCCCGCCCCUCACUGGCUUUGAUGAGGUCCCUGCCCCACCACACACACACCCCCGGGUCCCCCCAGCCUCCCGUGAUGGUUGGCGGCUCGGCAGGCUCUGCACAGCCCUUUGCUCUGAGGCAGUUUCUCAGCCACUGGCCGUGUGCUGCUGUCUCUAGGGCUCCGGCUUCCCUGGCAAGGGAUUAGGAGCUGCACAGCCGCCUUGAGGUCCGGCCUGGUGGAGGAACAGUGUAGUGGCAGGUGGGGCCAGGCUCACUGCACAGCCCCGCGAUCAGCUCAUCCUGGCCGGCACCGGAGGACUGGCAAGGUAUUUGCACACAGGAGCCGACCCAGCGACGUGUUCUGUCCUGGCCACUUGGACUCCCGUUCCAGCAACUUCCAAGGGCCAGCCUGUGGUGAAAAUCACUUAGACUCUCCGUCCCUUUCAAUGCCUUACUUUGUUUAGGCUCUCGCUUCUGCUCCCUCUCGAGUGUUGUGUGUUACAUUCCCAUUUCACCGGGUGUGGACCGUGAAAUGGACCGAGUGCUGGCACUUAGCGUCCUCUGUUUUAUAAGGCGUUUCAGCUCACAUCCUACUUACACUCCAUUUGCAGCCGACCGAAAACUAAUGUCUUCUCCCAUACAUCGCGCCCUCCCCCUCUCUCCCAGCCCCAGCUUUAAAAUUCUGUGGCAAAGCCCGUGGCAAGACAGACAAAGGUAUACUCUUCCUGCUUCGUUAGUCACAGACGGAUAACCCUCCGCGCUUGCCCUCCCACCACACCCAGCUGAGCUCUCAGACCACUUGCUUCCCACAUAACCAUGCCGCUUCCAUUCCCAGGGAACGUUCUUAACCAAGAGAAUGGAAAAUGCUGCCAACACGUCUCCAUCCUUGCCUUUGAUUUCCUCCUCAGAAAGAAUGACGGGCGUGGAAGGGAGGUGGUUGCGUGGACAGGCCUUGCCGCUUGGUUCCAGCAGAUGUGACGAUGCCAGGGUGCUGAGGCUGAGAGCUGCCCUGCUGGGGCCCCCGGCCCUUGGCAGAGUAGCUGGUACCCAGUGUGGGGAGGUUGGGGGGGCCAGAGGGGGAGAGCUGAGAGAGGGUUUUGUCUGGUGGGGUGGACAGAGGUUCAGGCGGACAAGAGACAGCUGGUUUCCCAGAGAAUAUCAGCGGGCUUGGCUUUGCUCUACGUGUCCAGUUGAAAAUCAAGUCAGAAUGUAAAGGGAAAACGCCAAGGUCACCCCCCAACCCCCCGCCAGGCAGCACAGCUGCUGGAGGGGAUGCGGCGGCAAAACGCUUAGUUUGCCAAGGAGGCAGGAGGGAUCGAUGGACGAGGUUUUGCGUGGCAGCACACCCCACCCUGCCCUGGCUGCUUCCCCGCCACCUUGGAAUCUUUGGCGGAAUGGUACUCGAGUAAUGGAAACGACACAUGCGGCCUCGACUGUGCAGGAUUGUCACUCGAUCAGUUUGGGUUUGCUUUAUUUUAUUUUAUAUAUGUAUUUUUUUUGGUAUCCUGUACAUUGCAGUGGGUGUGAAGAUAGUAUUUUAAUAUUUGUACAAAGUUUAAUUUAAUUUUAAUUGUUCUAUGUAUAUAACUGCAUUUCUAAAUAAUAAAAAAAAAAUUCUUACGAAGGCAGUAAAUGAUCCGUGAUCGUUCCA
Molecule: messenger RNA, 4786 nt
Organism: Sorex araneus (European shrew)
Lineage: Eukaryota; Metazoa; Chordata; Mammalia; Eulipotyphla; Soricidae
Gene: SUSD6
Product: sushi domain containing 6
Exons: 6
Coding region: 306-1217 (303 amino acids)
Source: RefSeq, a predicted model, not a curated record